Molecule: messenger RNA, 632 nt
Organism: Quercus lobata
Lineage: Eukaryota; Viridiplantae; Streptophyta; Magnoliopsida; Fagales; Fagaceae
Product: putative disease resistance RPP13-like protein 1
Exons: 2
Coding region: 55-546 (163 amino acids)
Source: RefSeq, a predicted model, not a curated record
UGGUUCUCUUGCCUUUGGUUUCUCAUCACUCACUUCUUUCUCAAAGAAGAUAACAUGGCGGAGGCUUUGGUGGGUGGAGUACUCUCUGCAUUCCUUAAGGUUGCGUUUGACAGACUGGCUUCUCGCGAGGUGUUAGACUUUCUCAAGGGAAGGAAACCCAUUGAUGGAUUGGUACAGAAGCUGAAAAUAGAGCUGAUGUCUGCUGAUGCAGUGCUCGUUGAUGCAGAGGAGAAGCAAUUCACAAACCCAGCUGUGGAAGAACGGCUGGACGAGCUUAAAGAUGCUGUUUAUGUUGCCGAUGACCUGUUGGAUGAGAUUGCCUAUGAAGCCUUGCGAUGCAAACUAGAAGCUGAAUCUCAAAAUAACACUAGUUAUGGAAGCAUUGAGAAAGGAUGGUCUAGCUUCAUUCAACAUCAUCCUUGGAAUUGUUUCCAAUCACACCAAAGAUUUGUGGAAGUACUUAAGUCAAAAUCGACUCAUUUAUAUGGUAGUAAACUUAUUGUAAUCUUUUUAGGAAUAAUUCUACUUGGAAAUUAUGUUCCUUGAAAUCUUUUGUUAGAGAUAGUGGCUUAAAUUCAAGUCGUAGUUGCCUUUGUAAAAGCUACUUAAUUAUUUAACACUUUAUUUUCUUC